UUACGGUCAAGUAGGUUGUGUUUUGUAUAACUUUUAUUUGUUAAAAAUUAAUUGCAUAUAAUGUUUAGUUUACGUUUAAAUUUAAAUAACAAUAUUAGAAGAUUGCCUUUUAAUCGCCUAAAAUGUAGUAAAGUUGAAGAAAAGCCUGUAGAAACUGAUGUCCCCUCAGAGCAAAACAAAAUUUUGCAAAAUAUAUUGGCAACAGAUGAAGUGGUGAGGCCAAAGAUCGAUCCCAAAGAAACAUCUAUUGUAUUGUUUCCCGGUCAAGGAACUCAGUAUGUAGGUAUGGCCAGUAAACUUAUGCGUUUUCCAGAAGCUAGACGAAUAUUUGAAAUGGCUAAUGAAGUGUUGGGUUAUGAUCUGUUAAAACUGUGUUUAGAAGGACCAAAAGAUAAAUUAAAUCGUACGGAACAUGCACAGCCAGCUGUAAUGGUGUCUUCGUUGGCCGCUUUGGAACAAUUGAAAGAAGAACGCCCAAAAGCUAUAGACAGUUGUGUAGCCACCGCCGGUUUUAGUUUGGGUGAGCUAACGGCUUUGGUGUUUGCGGGCGUUUUACCAUUUGAUAAGGGUCUAAAAUUGGUGCAAGUUAGAGCCAAUGCCAUGCAAAUGGCUUGUGAUAAGGCACCUGGUGCUAUGGCCAUGGUGUUAUAUGCUCCAGAUACGGAAAUUGGUGCUGCUUGUGCUAAAGCCCAACAAUGGUGUGUUGAUAAGGGUAUAGAAAAACCAUACUGUGGGGUGGGCAAUUAUAUGUAUCCACAUUGUAAAAUAAUAGCUGGCAAUGUAGAAGCCAUUGAAUUUUUAGAAAAGAACUCAAAAAGUUUGAAAAUACGACGCAUGAAACGUUUGGCGGUAAAUGGCGCUUUUCAUACCCCUCUCAUGGAAUCGGCCGUUGAGCCAUUUGCUAAGGCUUUAAGUAAAAUACAUUUGGAAGAGCCUUUAAUUCGAGUCUACUCAAAUAUCGAUGGAAAACCCUAUAAAAGUGUGGCUCAUAUACAAAAACAACUGCCCAAACAGAUUGUACGAUCUGUAAAGUGGGAACAAACUAUGCAUCAAAUGUAUGAACGUCAGCAGGGCGUUGAUUUUCCCCGAACUUUUGAAUGUGGUCCGGGUAAAGGUUUAAUACCAAUUCUUGAAAAGGUUAAUGGGAAGGCUGCUAAUACUGCAUAUCAUAUAGAAGCUUAGUGUAAACUGUGUUUUAUUUCUAUUGUUGAUUAAUGUGUAAAUAUUUUAAAUAAAACGUAUAAAAAACCGACUAUAAAAA
Molecule: messenger RNA, 1261 nt
Organism: Calliphora vicina (urban bluebottle blowfly)
Lineage: Eukaryota; Metazoa; Arthropoda; Insecta; Diptera; Calliphoridae
Gene: beg
Product: malonyl-CoA-acyl carrier protein transacylase beg
Exons: 2
Coding region: 61-1182 (373 amino acids)
Molecular function (GO): transferase activity
Source: RefSeq, a predicted model, not a curated record